Molecule: messenger RNA, 7200 nt
Organism: Strigops habroptila (Kakapo)
Lineage: Eukaryota; Metazoa; Chordata; Aves; Psittaciformes; Psittacidae
Gene: RANBP3L
Product: RAN binding protein 3 like
Exons: 18
Coding region: 113-1753 (546 amino acids)
Biological process (GO): protein export from nucleus
Cellular component (GO): nuclear pore; cytoplasm
Molecular function (GO): GTPase activator activity
Source: RefSeq, a predicted model, not a curated record
CCGGCCUCAGUCACCCUCCGGCGGCGGCUGCGACGGGCCGCUCGACGCGGAGCCCGGGCCUGAGCGGGGUGGCCGAGGGAGCAGCGAUAAAGGUGCUUCUAAGGAUCCCACAAUGAGAAAUCAGCCAAUUCCCGCCUGCGAGGGGAAUGUUUUACACACGGACCUACGGCACGCCUGUGCCGGCUGUGACUCCUCAGUCGGAUCCAGGCACAGUGCGAAGGCAAAGCCUGACCUCCCCAAAAGAAGAGAGCUGCCCAGUGACCCCCUGGCUCUGCACCAAGCUGCUCGCCUGCAAGGACAGCCCGGCCCCAGGCUCUGCCCCGGCAAGUUAGACCCCAAGGAGGAAUGCUGUCCAGAGAGACUGGUGCUUACCCAGCCGACGUUUGUUUUUGAAAAGAAGGACCGUUCUCUGAAGCGGCCUGCAGAAGACCCAGUUUGCAAAGCUGAAAAUGAUUUCAUGAGUUGUUCCAGAAAACGUGCAAGAUCAUCAUCUUUUACUCACCAGAAGUCUGACUCUCAGUUUAACACAGAUACAACUCUAACUCAGAAAAGAGGGAGAUCGUCUUCCUUCACCGUACUUCCUACCUUCCCUCCCUCCCAGCUAGUAAAGAAGAAUAACAUAUUCAUGACCUCAGCUCUUCUUCAAAGAAACCCUGAUCUGAUCAGCAGUACAAAACAAGGAUUCUUGUCACGAAGUCAAUUGCGGAAUGUCAUUAGACCUGCCAUUUUACAACCCCCACAAGCCCUGACCUGUCCUGAAAAUCCUGUAGUAUCUCUCGUGACUGAGAAAGAAGCACAUGUUCAGCUAUCUGAAGACAGCUCCUACUCUUAUGCUGAGAAUUCAGUAAGUUCCAAAACAGCAGCAGGAUCAUCUACUACUGUGAAUCUUUCCAGCUCUAAAACACCACCAAGUCAGUUGUUUGAAGACAGAAGUGUACAAAACAUCAGCAAGUCUGAUUUUGUGUUUGGAGAAAACAUGGUGGAGAGAGUUUUGAGUCCUGAGAGGCAUCCCAAGAUAUGUAACAAAGCCAGUACAUACAAAGGAGAAAUAACAUCCAUGUACAUAGAAUCUUGUCAUGUCAGUCCACCAACAAAAACACCUCUGUUGAAGAAUGCAACACUAAUUGAAUCAGCAGCUGCUUGUGUUUCCAAGCCAGUGGAGAAAAUUCUGUUCGAUAAAGUUGAAGUUAUAACUGGAGAAGAAGCAGAACACAAUGUAUUACAGAUCAACUGCAAGCUCUUUGUAUUUAAUAAGCUUUCUUUAACUUGGAUUGAAAGAGGCAGAGGCUCCCUGAGGCUUAAUGACACUUCUAGCAGUAAACACGGAAUGCUGCAGUCAAGGCUAAUUAUGCGAAAUCAAGGCAGUUUGAGACUGAUUCUCAACACCCGACUCUGGGAACAAAUGGUUAUAAAAAGAGCAAACAGAAAGAGCCUGUGCUUUACUGCAACAGCCCAAGAGGACCAGUCUGUUCAAGUAUUUCUAAUUCAGGCAAGCUCAAAAGAUGCUGGAUACCUCUAUGCAGCAAUUCAUCACCGCCUUGUGGCACUGCGAAGCUUUGCUGAGCAAGAGCCAGAUGCUUAUCAUAUAGACACAGAGUCAGAAAUUGCCUUUCAGCCAUUAAACAGUGAUGAUGAAGAUGAUGAAAAAAUAACUCAAGUGAGCAGCAGUGGAUCUGGAAAUGGGAAAAUUGUUAGCGCUGAGAAGUCACUGGAUUGCUCCCAGGAAAUCAAACAUUACCUCUGUAAUUCCUAAAUAGUGUAUGUUGACUUUACAAAGAGUUUCUGGUAACUUGAAACCUGAGUAGAGCUUGAUACCUUUCCAGAAUUACUGAUGAUAAAAACUUUUUGUUCUUUUAGAGAGAGGGAAAAAAAAGAGGGAAAAGGGGGAAAGGUGAUGUCAAAGCAGUGUAGGAGCACAUAUUUACAAGUUAAAUAUUUAUUUUGAUUUGCAAAGACUCUGAUACAAAUAUUCAGAUGGCAGCGAGCAAACAGAUUCUGAGAUAAGAGUGUCAGGUGCUGUUUGUUCUUGACCUUUUAGUUUAAGCAUCUGUCCUUCAUUUAUGUCCAUUACUGACAGCAGUUCUAACAAUCUCUUUCAAGUGUGUUUUCGAUGACUUCCAACAUUUCCUGCUUAUCUUAAUCUUGUUGGUUAUUCUCAGAGCCAGAAGGUUGUAAUUUUGCAUACAUUUCAGUUACUCGUAUCCAAGUCUCACCUUACCCACAGACAUUAACAUCUUACACAUGCUUGUCCCUGCAACUCCCAUUUCCAAACAGGAAGGAAAAUAAACCCCAUAGGUUUUGAACAGGGUGAGGUCAACUUUAAAUACGAGCACAGAAACAUCCACUUGGAUGCAAGAGGUCAGAUACUGUUUCAUUUUCAUGCUUCCAUUUUCAUUGAAGGAUGUGUGUGAAUAAGUCAUCUUCUUUUUAUCAAUGUAACUCAUUUUCAGAGAUUACCUCUCCUUAACACUACAUAAAUGCUAAGAAGUGUAAAUUCUCAGUGACUUACACUUGUUUCAUUACAAGAAAUACAAGAUAGUAUGUCUGCAUUUUAUUUCAUUCCAUUCUACCUGUUUUGUCUCAGAAAAAAAAAAAAAAAACCACACCAAAAAAACCCAGCUCUUUUUUUAAUAUGAGCAAUUUCCUUCAUGUUAAACUGAACUAACACAGUCCCUAAGUUAUACUGUGCAUUUCAUAACAGUGUAAAAGACAUGAAAAAUUAGAUAAGAAUUAUCUUUAGUGCUAAGGGCUGAAGAAAAAAGCAAAUAUAUUUGUAAGUGAAGCCUUACAAACAUUAAAGUGAUUCUACAUGUUUGCAAGACAUUUCUGUAAGAUUUUUUACACAGAAUUCUUCACUAAAGCAUCCACAGGAUGUUAAUCCUGUAUAAGGACAGUGUACAAGGUAGUAGGGAUUCUUCCGCCAUUUUACAAACUCAGUAUAGGCAUUUAUUCCCUUAAAUUUUUAAUUGAAUUGCUUUACUUUCAAGUAGAUUAUUAAUUUCACGAAGUCCACAGAGAGUAAGUUGCUGUACAUGGUAUUUUUAUCAGAUCGUAUUUCACCAGUUACAGCUAUUUUCACCCACAAAUGGCUCUGUAAAUCUGAGUGGAGAGAAAUAAAACAAUUCAUCUUCAAACAUUUUGAGAGUGGAUGGGAUCCAUAACUUUCUGUGAAGUUGUCCUGGGUUCAGCUGUAACAGUUAUUUUUCUCCUUCUUAGUAGGAGGAUGUAUUUAUCUUUUCCCACUGACUACAAAGUGAGCUAAGGAGAUUAAUCCAGACUUGACAGCAAACUUCUAGGCUGACCAAAGUCAACCAAAUCUCUUCUUUGUUUUUUCAUUGCUGAUUCAUUUCUCUGCUAAGUAUUGUAACUAUGUUUGCCUCCAGUUUUCUUCGUAGUAUCUAGCUGAAGACAGAUCAGCAGAAUUCUUUAUUACACAUACCAAAAUUUUUCUCACUAAAUAAUUUAACAAAAAAACCCAAUGAAAAAUGCUGAUAUGACAGCAUGUGAAUGAUGGGACUGAGAGUGCUCCCUUCUGAGGGGAAUGCCACUGGCCUCAGCUGCGUGACUCUCCCCUUUCAUUUUUCUUUCCUUGGACUUGCAAACUUUACAUUCUUUGCUGUGUGGUAGAUCUGUUUCAACAAACAGAACAGAGAAUUACCCUUAGCCAGGUUUAUAAAAUAGCCUAGUGAAGAAGCAUGGUCUUCUGGUAGGCAAUGAGCUGUACCUGACCCCUGUGGAUGAAGAGAAUGUAGCACCCUAUGGGUCUGCGUCUCGGCAUGUUCUGCAAUGUCUAACAUACCAAACUACUGCCACUACCUCCUCUUGCUUUGCUCAUAGAUCUGAACCAUUGAUUUGGGGCUUUCCUAUAUGUUGGCAGGCCUGUGUCAGGUAUCUGUGCAGACAGAAGUUCUGACUCCUAUUUUUUAAGCACCUUGACUACAGGCAGUUACAAAUUCAGCACGUGGGAGUACUGAGUUGCACUGCUAAUAUGCAUAAAUUCCACAUAUAGUUAUUGGAUAUGCAGUUCUCUAACACAGACACUGUGUAGGAUGCCCAUCUCUUUCCACUGGCAGCGCAAAUUAAGUACCUAUGUCAGCCUCAAAAAAUCAUCCUGAUAGAACAUGGAUCUAGAGCCCUAACACCUAAGCUUGUCAUUGGUAGCAGCUGAUCAGAAGUCACUACUUAGACCCAUCAUUCUAGAUGGAACCACAGGCAGUCAGUAGCCUGCUCAUGACACCUACCAGAAUUUACAACAGCACAGCUGAGAACUCAUCUUCCCAAAAUGUCUAAACUGACUCAUUAGUCCCUGGAGAGACAAAAUCAGAUGCAUUUUGCCUAUGACUUUUAAUCAAAGAGUAAUUUUAGGGACAGCUGAAGUUUAAUACAUUGAGAAGGAACUUGAGAUGCGCUUUUGGGGAUUCUAGUCAGCUGGCUUUGCACUGAGAUGGGAAUGACACAAUGGCUUCCAAUAUUGAAGAAGUGUUACAAAGGCUUCAGAUUUUAGAAUUAAAUAUAUUUAGAUGCAUUAUUAAACUAAGGAAUUUUAUAGAGAAUAAAAGAUGAAUUCAUCAUAUUGAUGGAUAAACCCACAUAAUGAUAAACUAAUAAUACAUGUGAAGAGCUUUUCAUCUUUAUUUAAGAGAUAGAGUUGAAGAGCUUUAAACUGGGCUUCUCUGCAGACGUUUAUUUAAAACUGAGUGGUAAUGUUCAGCAUCCUGCCUGUAGUACAUCAAGCAGUACUGUCAGUGGCAGUUUAGCAUGGCCAAGACUUAUAGAAACCAGCUUUCAUAAAACUAGGGAUUUUUUUCUUUUUGUUUUGAAAAUAUCUGGAGUUGUAUACUGGUUGUAGGAUUUUCUUGUAGGGCAAAGAACCACGGUCUGCCUUUACAGCAGUAAGCACCACAGGAAUUCACCACGAACUGCAAACCAGGUCUAGGGGGCGUAUAAGCUUUAAAAACUGAAAGUGUAUCUGCUUGUGCUCAUGAACACCUUUUCAGUUGCACUGAAAAGCAAUUGCACUGUUAAUUGUCCAUUUGAUACACACAAAUAAAUGCAUACACAGUAUAGUUGGAUAUCUGCAUAAAAAUUUCUCUUAAAUGUGUGAGACUACCUGAGAUUACUUCUGCCUUAGCUGUAGCUACCCCUAAACAGUGUCAUUCCUUGAAAUACAUGAAUGUUACAAAUCCUGAUGUGUGCACUAAUCCCAACAGUGCCGAAGACCUGCUCACUCUGUAAAAGGGAUUGCACAAACUACUGCCUAACCAUUCUCAUGAGGAAUUAGGAAAAUUAAUUCUCUCUAGUGCCACCCAUAAAUUAAGACUUUCCGGAUCAUUCAUAAGCCUGUGCACAGUACAGAUGCACACACCAUUUAUGCUAUGUUGUCUAUUCAUUCUGUCAAAAGAAAGUAUGUCUUCAAUAAUUCUGCUACCAUUCUGUGUGUUAUCUUGUGUGUUGUUGGUUACUGACUAUUAUUUGUCAUCCUUAGAGCUCAAGCAAUGUUCUGAAAUAUCUGAAGGCCUAUUAAUUAAGGUAAUAGUAACAAUUUCUCAAUCUUAAAAGCUGCAUGACUCCCGAAGAGUCAAAUUACAAUGUCAUUCUCCCAUAUGAAGUUGGGAGACUACCAGCUUCUUCACAAAUUCUCAAUGCCCUGUCGAGAUUAGCGUCCAGAUGAAGCUGAACUAACAUCUAGAUUAUAGUGAAUCCUAAACAGCCUGCUGAAACUAGCACUUGUCUGACACUGAUUUAGCAUCUGAAUGACGGUAAGGUGAAGUGGGACUGGAAUUUUGCCUUUAGGAAAAGAGGAGUGCUUCACAACAGAGCACCUGUGUCAGACAGCAAAGCACUGGGAUUCCCUUUGACUCUUCAGUUUGCCGAUAACAAAAAUGUUCUUUCCAUAACUAGCUGUACAGUGUGUCCUUUUCCAUCAGCCUCACUCCUGACCACAACAGUAUCUGCAUCACUGAUCUUCAUAUUUCAUUGCUGCAACUCAGGAACAAAGCUCCACGUUAUAAAAAUUUCAGCAGUUGUAAAAACACAGCAGCCAUAUGUAUUUAGCAACAGGUCAUGGUGAUAACUUUGCCCCAGAGUUCAGCUGGCUGUGCACUGAAUGCAGACUUUGAUUUCAAAGUCUGUCCUGAUAAUCAAAGCCUUCCGUGAAACAGGAUUUAAGCACCUGAGUGUCAUGAUACCUCUCUAAAUUCUACUACAGCUGUAAAAUCUUUGGCAAGCGGAGUGUUCCAGGGCAGGCACAACAGAACUUUUGCAGACACAGGACUUAAACUUUGUCACUUGCUCUCACAGCAUAAGGAACAAGGCUUAUGAUUGUUCACAAAUAAACUGUUUUGAUCUGCCUCUUCCCAAUAUUGUUACAUGUAUACACAAGUAUACAAACACACACACUCAUGUGGACACACACAUUCUCUAACAUGAAGCUAUGUCUCCUAAAAUCUGAGGUGAAAAAGAGAUAUUUAACUAUUUGGAAGAGUUUGGAUACUGUGGUAAUAGAAGACAUAUAAACAACACAUGUGUUUCUGCUAUGAAUUUUUACUCGAGAUCCUAAUUAUUUAUUCUGUUCAGUCUCAUUGCACUAAAAUUCACUGCUUCUCAAGGCAGAAUGUAUGCUAAUAUAUAAUAUAUUAACUCAGUUUUGAAAAUGUCAUUUUAGGACAGCUGGAGCAACAAUUUCUAUGCCUGAACAAUAAAGAAUUUUCUUAAGCUAGUUAUGUUAUUUUGUGUCCCUGUUAGAGCUUUCUACAGAGAGUUCCUUCCAUACUGCAGAAUUUCAAGCCUGCUUUCCUAAGGAAAUGAGAUUUAAACCAUUGUGUACCUCGUCCACCAGUGUGUCAGACCCACUUCCAGCCCACUGUUCAGUUUCAGAAAAAUUGGACGGGACGUAGCAAGCUCAGAGACAACUUAAGUUCUUCAGGGACAAUGGCAGUUACCGAGUGACAGAACCCAGAGGAAGCUAUCCUUUGAGGAAGAAGCUUCAGGAAUUUUUGAAGCAAAUGACCCAGCUAUAUAAUCACUGAUGAGGGACAUAAGUUGCAAGCAAAAUGCAAGCACACAUGGACAGAAUCUGGGAUCAGAAAUUCAGUCAGAGUACACCUGCUAAUGUGUUAAUCCACCUACCUUGUAAGAGUCUGACGUGUUGCACGAGUGAUGUGUUCUCUAAGCAUUAGUCUGGAGUUCUCUUAUGGAUAA